Elgaria multicarinata webbii is the source of this 2843-nucleotide messenger RNA. It is a transcript of the gene UPF3B, whose product is annotated as UPF3B regulator of nonsense mediated mRNA decay. Gene Ontology annotation, cellular component: nucleolus; cytoplasm. Gene Ontology annotation, biological process: positive regulation of translation; nuclear-transcribed mRNA catabolic process, nonsense-mediated decay. The transcript is spliced from 10 exons. The coding region runs from base 111 to 1511 and encodes 466 amino acids. Gene Ontology annotation, molecular function: mRNA binding. The record is from RefSeq and is a predicted model, not a curated record. NCBI's taxonomy places the organism in Eukaryota, Metazoa, Chordata, Lepidosauria, Squamata, Anguidae.
CCGGCUUUUCCUGCCCUCCGCUAGUCCCGCGAGAGGAGCGAUGGCCAAUGGGAGAGCGGGGAUAAGCUGAGGCGGACGGAGGAAGGCCUGUUGUUACCGCUGCGCCUACGAUGAAGGAGGAUAAGGAGAACGCCAGGCCCAAAGAGAAGCGAGGCGGGCCCCUCACCCCAACUGGGCUGGGCGCGGCCAUGGCCGGGUUGGACGCCAAAGCGGGGGGCGAGCCUGACAGGCUCGAGCGGCCUAAGGACAAAAAGGAGACGCUCAGCAAGGUAGUGAUUCGACGCCUGCCCCCCAGCUUGACAAAAGAACAGCUUGAAGAACAUCUCCAGCCUUUGCCUGAACAUGACUACUUUGAAUUCUUUGCUAAUGAUUCUAGUUUGUACCCUCACAUGUUUUCCAGAGCAUACAUCAACUUUAAAAACCAAGAAGACAUAGUUCUGUUCAGGGAUCGCUUUGAUGGUUAUGUUUUUGUUGAUCACAAAGGUCUAGAAUAUUCUGCCAUAGUGGAAUUUGCACCAUUUCAAAAAUCUGCCAAAAAGAAGAAUAAGAAAAAGGAUGCCAAAGCUGGGACCAUUGAAGAUGAUCCAGAGUAUAAGAAGUUUUUGGAAAGCUACAGUGCUGAUGAUGAGAAAUUAACAUCCACUCCUGAGACGUUACUAGAGGAAAUAGAGGCAAGGAACAAAGAAUUAAUCGCAAAAAAGACAACUCCUCUGUUGAACUUCUUGAAGAACAAACAGAGGAUUAGAGAAGAAAAACGAGAAGAGAGGAGGAGACGAGAACUAGAGAGGAAAAGACAAAGGGAAGAAGAAAGGAGAAAAUGGAAGGAGGAAGAAAGAAGGAAGAGAAAAGAAGCUGAAAAAACAAAGAAAGUGGAGAGGUGUCCAGAGAAAGAAAGGGACAAAUCAAAGGAUGAACCAAAGAUUAAGCUACUUAAGAAGCCAGAAAAAGAUGAAAGAGACUUUGAAAAAAAGGAAAAAGCCAAGAAAAUGGAAAAAGAAAGUCUGAGGGAGGAAAAGGCUGUCAGUGCACCAGCCAAGCGCUCUGAUGGGGAAACUAAAGAGGAGAAGCCCAAAAAAUUUGAAGAUGACUGUGGAAAAGACUACAGGGAAAGAGAGUAUGACCGAGACAGAGAGUACAAAUUUCGACGUCAAGACGAAGAGCGGCGGAGGCAGAAAGAGCGCUUUGACAAAGAGAAGGUUUUCAGGAGGAAAGACGAAGAUGCAAAAAAGGAGAGAGAUCUGUUCCGAGAGAAAGGAAAGAGAGCUGAGUUGGCAGACUACAUGGGAAAUGCAGACAAACCUGAGAAAGGAACCAAAGAAGACAAAAAAGAUGAAAUGGCGAAGAGGGAUCGCAUUCGAAACAAGGAUCGCCCAGCCAUGCAACUCUACCAGCCAGGGGCACGGAGUCGAAGUCGUUUGUCCGCGUAUGAUGAAAGCUCUCCAAAGUCACCUGAUCAAGGAGCAGAUAAAAAGCAGGAAUGUGAAACCAGUAACAGAAAAGAGGAGGAGUGAUGAGCCUUGUGUGUCCACACCGACGUAGCAGCCAAAGAGCAUGAACUGCGCAGUCCAGAAGUGCCUUGGAGAAGAAGGAAGAGGAGGAAGAAGAAGGGGAGCAGUACUUUUGGAUGUAUCUGGUUUCAGAGCCUCAAUGCAGAGCCAAGACGCAAGCGUGUAUUUUUGUCAUGCGUUUUACGUUGGAGGGGGUGGUGGCAGCACACUGCAAGGGGAGGAAGACUUCCCGGUUCUGGGAAACGUACAAAGGCUUUGUCACCGUAAAAUAAGUCAAGUGGCUACGUAGCCCGAAAUGAGUGCUAUUUCCUAUGAAAGCCACGAACCAGUAUUUGCACUUAAAAUACAGCCAUGUCAGAGCCUCGUGAUUGCUCAAGUAUUAGCGUCUUUAGCAUUGUGCUGUGCGGUCCUGUGGCCUUGUGACAGGAGGGGGAAAGCCCGACAUAUUUUUAGCACUGGGAAAGUCCUUUUGUCUGCUGUGCUGCUUUAGCUGAUAGCGAAAUUAAUUUUGAGACGGUGGAGAGGGACGUAGGUCUUUUCUUCUUUCACUGAAGAUUUGGAUAGCCUGAAUAGCUGAGCUUAGGCUAUGGGAAAAUAUUUUUUUUAUUUACACAUCUCAUGUAAUAUACUGGUACAAUUUUUAUUUUAAAAGUAGCUGUUUAUGUUCUUCCUUCUCCCAGCUUUUCUCUUACUUUUUUCCUAGUGCCCUAUCAGGAAAAUGUUAUAUUUCAGUUGUGCAUUUUCUUCCCUGAUGCACUAGAGCAUCUGGCAGUGCAGAAAGAAAUUGUACUAAGAGUUGUGGCUCCUCCUUAUGCUAACACAACACAGCUAUUUUAUAUGUAAUAAAACUCUGUGAGAUACAAUUUAAAACUGCUUGUUUGUAUGUGGGAAAGCUGGUGAGCUGAGCUUCACUGAAUGUUAAUCAUGUCCAUGGUCACCGAGGGCAGGUGUGUGCUUGGCCUAUUUCCCAAAACUGGUAGUGCAUCCAAAUCCAUGGGUUGAGUUCAGUGGUGGCAUUUUGCUGAUGGAAGCAGUUGCAUCAGCAGAAUUGGUGCUUCCCACUCCCCUGUGCCCCCUCAAAACAGGGUUGGGAAAUCCUCCUGAGCAGACUUUUAGUUGGCAAGGAGUACUGCAGAGGAAGGAGAGAGGAGGAAAGUCCUGUUACGCCGACAAGCCGUUGGCUGUGAUCAAGUGCAUUAUUCGAGUAUCUUAUUUGCAUUGCAUUCCACCUCCCCAGCGCACCAAAGAUCAAUGUUAUAGCCCUAUGUCUUUCUGUAUUACAUACGAAAGUGCAACAUAAAUGUCGUUAAAUAAAUAAAACUGAAAGCUGCCUUA